Papilio polytes (common Mormon) is the source of this 3250-nucleotide messenger RNA. RefSeq lists its product as uncharacterized. Lineage: Eukaryota; Metazoa; Arthropoda; Insecta; Lepidoptera; Papilionidae. The transcript has 2 exons. The record is from RefSeq and is a predicted model, not a curated record. Bases 1748 to 3091 code for a protein of 447 amino acids.
ACUAUUGGUUUAAAGAGCCUGAUAAUUAUAAAAGUGUUAAUCUAAUACUGUUCAUGGUGUAUUUUAAAUGAUAGGAAAUGAUCUCAUUUACGUUAUUUCGAAGAUAGUUGUUUCAUACUCUAGUACAGAGGUCCUCAAACAUAUUCCGUUUAACGCCCACUUAAAAAUCAAUAAUCUGGUAGCGCCUCCAUUUUACUUUUCACCUUGUAAACCUCAGUAAUAUCUGUCUUGCCUGGAGAUCAUUCAAACCUUCUAAUUCUAAACGAGAUUCUUCUUACUACAGAAAGCAAUAUUAUUGCAACUUUACAAUAUUAAGGUGAAAUCAUCAGCAAUGGUGGCCAUCAUACUUAUAAAUAUGAAAAUAGUGAAGAACUAAUUUCAGGCUUCAAUUUUAGCAUUGACGCCUUAACAGGUAUGUACAAUUUAGUAUCAAGGUAGCCUGCUGCUUGUAUUUGCCCAGUACAAUACCACAACCAUAGAAAAAUGGAAGAAAUUCCGCAUGUCUUUUCAUGAGUGCAUAUGCUGUGCUGUUCAAAAUUGUAUACUUUGCAGUCUUUUCCUUUUUAAAAAAAAAUAACUUGACAAAGAGGAAGCAGCCAUGAUUACCACAUUAGGGAUGCAUAAGAGGAAAUGGAUUUAACAGGGAAGGGGUAAUUUAUCCUUUCCUUGUAUUAAAAGGUAUUAUGGGGAAGAUAGUUAAAAUUUGGCCACCGGGAUGCACACUUAUUGUACAAAACAUUUAAUGAUUUUCAUGUCGCAGCUGUCUUCUGUAUGGUCAUGGUAUUAGUCCGGGCAGGCUGCGCUAUUUGGUAUAAGAUGUUAUAGUGUGAUCUGUCACUGUUAAUAAAUAAUAAUUAGGAGGGUAUGGGAAAUGGGGGAAGGGAUGUAAAAGUAAGAAAUAUCCUUAGUUUUUUUAUAAGUGAAGGGAGCAAACAAAAUGCGGAAACACCAAGGUGAUCAUCAAUACCCUCAGACAUCGGCAAUACUAGAGGAACUGCGAAUGUGUUGCCAAUUCAAAAGAAAAGAUACUAUUAUAGGCUUGAGAAAAAAAAACAACAUUGAGAUGUAUGAUUUUGUUUUGUUAUUUAAUUUAUAAUUAUUUAUUUCUGUUUUCUCUCCAACAUGUAACUUUGAGUGAAGUGUUGAAUCUUCUCACAAGAAGGAAGUGAUUUAAAAAAGUUUUUAAAUAGUGUUUUAAGUAGCACAGACGGUAAAUAAUACUGGAACAUACAAUAAGUCUGUACAGUACAAAUUUUCAAAUUUGUAUGGUAUGGUCCGUAUUUCAGAAGAUUUUAUUAUUUUAAGUUUUCACAGACUUCAUAAAUGAAGGAGGAAGUUCUCAAUUCAUCAGUAUGUAUUUUUUUUAUUAUUUCAUAUCUCUGCUCCUGGUUGCUCCGUUUUAUGAUGUUUUUUAUUUGUUUUAGUUUUAAGUUUAUUUAUGUUAGAUUAUUUUUUUUAAAAUUUUAAGCUCUUAUGGAAACAUUGGUUAAAUGCAUUGUUUUUAAGCAAUAAUUUUGUACUACAUUAUUAAGAGUAAUAGUUUAUUGACAGAGCGUAAGCAACAGUUUGUUAAAGGAGAGAGUUCAUAUGACGAACAUAGGACGCACCAUCGCCUAAGCUGAUACAUUGUGUGACAUUAAAUAAUUUGUUACCGUUUCGCAGGCUGGCAAGCGGCCCUUUAUCAUCACACUUAAGCAUCUAUCUAAACUCCCAACAAGUAUUACAAAUUCAAUAGGAUAGGGUAACCAUGUCCGUGUUUUGGGAGUUAUGCAUGGCGGAGAGCCUUUUGGAGAAGCCAAAAGGCCCGAAACCCUGCGCCGUGGUAAAGCCGAACUUUUUUAGAGGUUACUCAAACGGGGACUCUUUUGAGGUUGAACUAAGUGAACCCUCGACAUCCAAUAGGAGCUCCAUAGAGGCGCCUUCGACCUCCAGUGCGGCGGCGAACCCCGCGGACUUUAGAUUCGAAGACGACCCACCGCUGGAUCGACGCAUACGUAUAAUAAUUCCAGCUCGAACAACCGAUAAUAAUUCUACGAGCAGACGUAUUAAAGACUAUAUACGUCUAACUAUCAACCAGUGCAUUUCCGAAGAACAGUUAGUAUCACCUCCCGAUGACGUGUUAUAUGUCUUAAAAAGAAAAAUGGAUGUUAAAGGUCAUAUAAACGCGUUUUAUAGCCGCCUCCGCAAAAUGGGAUACUUUUGGUAUCUUACGAAAUCCUACCCAAUCAAAAGGAUUCUCUUGGAGAGCUCUACAUUAAGACUCUAUCGCGCAAUAUAUUUACAAACAAUAAAGCAAUACCGCGCUGAAAAACGGGACAUUAUAUUUUUGAGUAAAUAUUUUGACUAUUACACACAACGGGGCAAUACUACUUAUAAAACUUUUACACUGAACGUCAACUCAAGCACUGGGCUUGCUCCGCAUUCUAUUAACUUAUUCGAAAUGGAGUACUCACAUGAACAUUCAGAAACUGAUCUGUUUCUGACAUUUAAUAAUUGGGUUUGUGAUAAGGUCCUUCCGUUCAUUCCGGCGAAUGCAGUGAUCGUAUUCGUAAACUUACCAUUCCAAAACAUAUUAUUAAAUCCUCCCCCCGAGGCAGACGCCACUAAAAUAGAAUUAUGCAACUGGCUCGACAAUAACAACGUGCCGUUCAAUUCGAACAUGUCCAAACCUGAACUGUAUAAGUUGAUCGUGGAGUGCCACGAGAGGGUGAAGAAAUUUUCGGUCGACGAAUUAUUUAAGAGGGGAUUCAAAGGUCACCCUGUACUGCGCUGCCCACCGCAGCAUUAUGAUCUUACAAUGACGCAUCUAUUUUGGUCUCAAGCAUUCUACAAGCUUACACCACAACCACGCGUCUCUAGAGCGGCUGCAUUGCAUAACCUGAUUCAGGACCAUCUUAGUGGCAUGACAGUGAAUAAAUUGACUCGCAUGCAGAGUCAGUUAAUUGAAAACGAAAAGGAAUACGAAAAAUGCGAUAACUCUUUUGACGUCUUGACAGAUUACUAUGGAUUGGACUGCGAUCACCAUGAUGAUCGCGACGAUGUGGAGAAUUUUAACGUGGACACGCGCAAUCUCUUCUUUGAUGCGCAAUAAAUUAAGAAAAUGUAUAGAUAAGUAAUAAACAAGUUUAAUAAUAACUUGGCCAUUGGCCUUUUAUCGUCUUUAAGUAAGUCUUGUAGCAGAAUCAUUGUAAUUUAAUGAACUUCAAUGAAAUGUUAAUAUUAGACAGUGGGCCUUUUUUCUUGUUUAAGC